AUGAACAUAAAUUCUUUACCGUACGAAAUAGUCACAAGUUGCUUUUCUUACUUGAACACAGAGCUGCUCAGCAACAUAAUAUUAUUGGAGAACAUUGAUGAUCACAUAGUUCGAGCUGUAGCUGACCAUCUCAACCAUUUAUGCUAUUCAAAGCGAACUCUAGGGAUCUAUGGAGGAACAAUUAGAGGUAUUGAAGGUAUUGCAGGUAUUGAAACCUACUAUGAGACGGAUUUCGACCGGUUUCUACGCAUACACAAAAUUCUCGAAGAGAAGUCACUCAAAUGUCCUCUUUGGUUCCAUUGUUCGUGGAACCACACUUUUCAAAUGCUUCAAAGUCUCGAUGAAAUCAAGCUGGUUUACAACGGCCAAGAAUUGGGCAUCCAUGGCACCUUGAUUGGCAAGGAGCUUCAAGACUAUUCUAUUUUUUCAGAUCAUGAUAUCAAUCUCAAGAUCACUUGCCUUUCAUUGAGUUUCGCUUAUAACUGUUCUAUCAAUUUGGAUAAUUUUCCGAAAUUAAAGAGUUUUUAUGGCGAAACUUGCGAGACAAUCGUUGACAACAAUCAUCCCAGCUUGGAGAACUUAUAUCUCAGAGAGGUGACUUUCAGCUCAUUACCGAUUAAUUUGAUAAAGUUGGUUGCGAAAAGGUGCUGGAUAAAAAUGAAUGAAAGCCAUCCGAAACUAGAAGCUCUCACAGUUUUGGCUCUAGAAGGCACACAAGAACCUUUCAAUUACUCCUCGCUACUCCGAAUACUCUGGAACGGAAAUUUGGAACAUUUUUCGUAUAUCGGUUAUGAGGUAACAGAUGUGGAUGAACUCAUCUCCAUGAUUGGCCCCAAAGUGCUACAUUUUGGAUUCGCUGGCUAA
Molecule: messenger RNA, 864 nt
Organism: Meyerozyma guilliermondii ATCC 6260
Lineage: Eukaryota; Fungi; Ascomycota; Pichiomycetes; Serinales; Debaryomycetaceae
Exons: 1
Coding region: 1-864 (287 amino acids)
Source: RefSeq, a predicted model, not a curated record